Messenger RNA from Lachancea fermentati, 465 nucleotides. The record is from the annotation of a GenBank genome assembly. Lineage: Eukaryota; Fungi; Ascomycota; Saccharomycetes; Saccharomycetales; Saccharomycetaceae.
AUGACGGUGCCUGAAGAUCUUGGAAAGCUUCAAAGUGAUUUAUCUUUGGUAGAACAACAGGUAGCUGCCAUCAUUGACUCUUUUAUUGAGCUCGGUGUUUCUGUUUACGACUUCCCUGGUACCCCAGAGGCUGCUCAAGGAAUGAUGACCAACUUAAAGCGAAAUGUUGAGAGAUUGAGACAACUCAACAAGCAGAGCAACGAUCCUACGUCUCAAUUGAACAACUUCAGUAUUCCGUUGGAGGUUUUACAAUAUAUCGAAGAUGGGCGCAACCCAGAUGUGUACACAAGAGACUUUGUAGAGGCAAUUCGAAGAUCGAAUCAGUAUCAGCGUGCAAAGAUGAAUGGGCUACGACAACUGAGAGAUAAACUGGCAAUCAAGAUAAUGGACGAGUUUCCUGAUAUGCAGGAUAAUGUGAAGGACAUCAUUCGCAGAACUAGCCCCGGUGGUAAGUCAGAUCAUUAG